GAACCCAGCGGAGAGACAGGAGCUGCGGCAGGACGGAAAGAGGAGGUAGGGGGUCCUCAGUCCAGCAGAAAGGCUUCCAUGUCUUCUCCCUGGACCUCUCCAAUGUUCACCCCUUGAACAUCAGACUCUGAGGUGGCUCCACCAGGUGGCUGAUGAGAUAUGUUGUUACCGCUGCCAUAUUGCAUCUCCAUCCCAAUUCCCUUGCUUGGAAGUGUACUUUGCCAGGCUGCCAAGAACCUUGCACUUACCACUCUCUCCCAAAAUACAUCAUCCAGGAGGAUCCUCUUGAUGGGGCUGUUCAUAUCGGCAGACUGAUAUAGCCAUUUCUUGGAGAGACUCCUUCCCCUCCAGGAGACUGUCAAACAUGAUGACAACACCACUCCAGCGGGUGUUGCUGGGUAGCUUUAAUGUGGUGCUCUUAUUCUUCUCACUUUGCUUGGUGAGGUAGAUUGCUGCUAUAACUUGAUUACCCUUCACAUACCUAACCAUUUCCUUGGCGCUCUUGUGGAGUGUAUCCAUUGUUUUCAGUGCCAUAAUGUCCUUGAGGAGCAGAUUCAAUUCAUGAGCAGAACAGACGAUGGGUGUUAUGUGAGGGUAGGACUCCUCCACUUUAGACCAAGCAACCUUCAUGUUCACAGCCUUGUCUGUCACCAGUGCAAAUACCUUCUGUGGUCCAAGGUCAUUGAUGACUUCCUUCAGCUCAUCUGCAAUGUAGAGACCGGUGUGUCUGUUGUCCCUUGUGUCUGUGCUCUUGUAGAAUACUGGUUGAGGGAUGGAGAUGAUGUACUUAAUUAUUCCUUGCCCACGAACAUUUAACUACCCAUCAGAGAUGAUUGCAAUACAGUCUGCUUUCUCUAUGAUUUGCUUGACCUUCACUUGAACUCUGUUGAAUUCUGCAUCCAGCACAUUAGUAGAUAAAGCAUGUCUGGUUCAAUGGGUUUAUGCUGAGCGAAGAACAUUCAGAAAUCUCUUCUAAUACACAUUUCCUGUGAGCAUCAGUGGUGAACCAGUUGCAUACACAGCUCAAGCAAGACAUUCAUCAGUAUUUCUCUGACUACAUUCCUCCAUUGAGUCAAAAAAAACUUCUGAUUCCAGGAGGACCCUGAGCUGUUGUUAUCGAUAAGAUGUCUGAUUCAUAAUUUAAAACUCAAAUAGAAGUAGAGAGACUUUUGUCAGAGGUUGCUUGUUGUGAGCGCUAAGGGAACUUUAUGCACUUGGCCAGAUGAUUCUGCAUCUUUGAAUUCUUCACAUGAUUUGGCACAGUAUUUGCAAAUGUACACAGCUUUUCCUUCUACAUUAGCUGCCGUGAAAUGUAUCCACACGUCAGAUAGUGCCCGUGGCAUUUUCCUGUAUAGAUCAGAAGAAAGUGAGUAAAACUUUUUUUUUUAUAUAAAGUUCCAUGUACAGAUAAAUAGUUAAGCAGUUAGAUUAAACGACUCCUUUCUAAGAUGCAUGUUUUAAAAUGAAACAUGUAUGGAAACAGGUGAAUUAACACUCCUCAGUUAGCAGGCUCAAGCAAGCUAAAACCCACAACUGAGAGUCAUUGCAUAUGGCUCCCGCACUCUGACACAAGCAGAGAGAAACUAUCACCUUCACCCGGGGAAACUGGAAUUCUUGUCCCUCAAAUGGACAGUGACUAAGCAGUUCCGAGGUGACCUCUUUGACCCCUUGAUAUAUAUAUAUACUAACUACAGCAAGACUGAAUGCCACCGGUCAUCGCUGGGUGGCGGAGCUAUCUGACUUUAAUCCCACACUGAAGUAUCGUCCUGAAAAUGUAAACACUGACGCAGACUUUGUCACGUUCUUCUUUGCUUGCUGAACAUUAAAUGGAAGAAUGCACCGAGAAACACUCACCUGAGACGGUAAAAGCAACACUCAAUAUUGUUCAGACACAACAGAAUGACUGUGUAACUUGGAUAUCCACAGUCACACUAAGGCCAUCAGUGCAAGAGGAGCUGUUAAGGUGAGUGGGAACAGUUACAGACCGACUGUCUCCACACGAUCUCAUGCAGGCUCAGUUAAAGGAUGCAGCUGUAUGGUGAAUCUUGGAACUGAAAAGGCAAAGGACUAAGACAAAACCAACAAUGUCAACAAAAUUCAUGCUAAGUCAGUUACUGCAAGAGUGUAACAGGCUCCAUGUCUCACCAGAGGUAUUAUUACAAAGGGAAACAGCAGAAAGGACACAAUUUGUGGUACCAAGUCAGUACAGAACACUAAAUGACAAGUACUUAGGCACUGAAAUGGCCCAUCUAGGAACAGAAAGAGUGUUGAACAUAUUAACACAAACACUUUUAUUGGCCACGCAUGCAACAUGGCAUUGAACAAUUUAUCACUAAAGUGUGUAUCAAACAAAAUAGACCCUGUGUAAUAACUAAGACUCCAAUGCAACAUGUACGGGCUACAGGUCCUUUCCAGAUUUCAAUUGACUGCGUUUGGAGAAGAGCAGAGGGUGCUAUGAGUACAUUUGAGUUAUUUUAGAUAACUUUACAAAAUAUGCACAUGCCAACCCCACCAGAAAUAAGUCAGGGAAAACUGCAGCAAAAAAGCUUUUCGAGGACUUUUUCCUGAAGUUUUUGGCUUUUUCAUAAACCAUCAUGAUCAGGGAAGAGAGUUUGAAAAUCAGUUCUUCAGGGCCUUCCAGAACCUCUCCAUAUUAUCCACAGGGGAAUCCGGUGGAGAGAUUUAACCGUACACUAAGGUCAUUCAUGCAUAUAUUGUACCACAAGUGAAGCUACUGGAUUCGCACCACAUUUCCUGCUAUUUGGAAGGGCUCCACUGCUACCUAUUGACCCUUUCUUUGGGUUACAGAUAAAGGAACAGGAGAAAUCAUGCUAAGAAGUUGCAGCAACAGAUGGCGGAAUACUAUGAUAUCGCCAUAAGAAACAUGGAGAAAUCAACAGCAAAGUUAAAAGCCUACUACGAUCGGAAUAAAAUGAGUUUGGUUCUGUUCUCAGGGGAUCAUGUCAGAACGUGGGGCACCGGGAAAGCUAAGAUCACACUGGGAGGACCAAAUACACAUGGUAGUAACAAGGAAAGGUGACUGCCCUGUCUAGGAGGUCAAACCCGAGAGAGGUACAGACAGGGCCUGGGUUUUGCGUUGCAAUAUGCUCUUGUCAGGUAAUUCUCUACCAUUUGAGGAACCAUUUCAAGCACCACGUAGUCUGUGGAGAAGGGAACCGCCCCAGCGUAGAGGUCUGUGGAGAAGGGAACCGCCCCAGCGUAGAGGUCUGUGGAGAAGGGAACCGCCCCAGCGUAGAGGUCUGUGGAGAAGGGAACCGCCCCAGCGUAGAGGUCUGUGGAGAAAGGAACCGCCCCAGCGUAGAGGUCUGUGGAGAAGGGAACCGCCCCAGCGUAGAGGUCUGUGGAGAAGGGAACCGCCCCAGCGUAGAGGUCUGUGGAGAAGGGAAAUGCUGAGAGCGCCGAGUCAGAGCUCAGAUGAGGAUUCUUAUCCAGUAUUCAUCAACAGGCCACUUAUGGAUGACGAGAGCAGACAGAGUAGCACACAGCUGGUAUCCGAUAAUAGUGAGGAACAGGAUCAGACUGAUAGAAACUUCACUGUGAAGGAGUGCCAACCUGUCCUCAGGGAGACCCACGAAGAGGACAGGGGGUUCAGCCUGGCAGAGGAGGCCCAGAGACAUCCUAACCUAUAACAAUUUAGUGCUGCCAAGCUCUUAUCAGGAUACGAACAAGAGAUUAUCUUAUUAUUAAUGAACAGUACCUUUCGCUUUGGAGUUUAUAUUGAAAGAGUAAAAUAAACGUUUGUUGUAGCCGUUAAUGAGCUUGCUGCACCCGCUACUGAGAAUUUUGACAAUUUUUCAGCAGCAAACUGCUCUAACUCUUCAAUGUUUGAGGGGUGCCCUCCACCAACUGCUUUUUUCAUCUUUUGGUUUUGGAUGUGAUUCAGAUCUGGACCCCAGAACAGUCCAGCAUCUCUUGUUAACCAUUCCUGGUUGCUUUUUGAUGUGUGUUUGGGGUCGUUCUCCUGCUGGAAGAUCUACAACCUUUAAUGAAGAUCCAGUUUUGGACACUGUGCUGAACAUUGGACUCAAACAGCUGGUAAUCUUCUGAUUUCAUGAUGCCUUGUGCACAUUCAAGACAUCCAGUAUCAGAGGCAGUAAAGCAACCUCACAGCAUUAUCAUACCUCCCCCAUCUUUUAUUCUUAUUCUAGGGAGUUGUUUUAUUUUCACUUAAUUUGGUCGUAAGUAAACACAACACUCAUCUGUAUUGCCAAAUAGCUAUAAUUUUGUUUUAUUAGUCCAUAGUACAUCAUUUGUCUCCCAUGUCAACGAAAACAUCCAUUCUCUUGUUCAGUUCACAGGCAUGCUACCUGUGCUCCCUCUAGAAGUCCUGGAGGAGAUGCUCCUAAAUGUCCCUCCACAGCAGGUGGUGUGUGUCUGUCGACUUGUGUGUCGUGAGUGGAAAGAAGUGGUGGACAGUGAUUCCCUUUGGAGAGAGAGGUGUCGAAGAGAAGGAUACCAGACAGAUGUGACUAAACUACCUAAAGACUGGCGUUUGUUUUACUUCUUGUGUAAGAAGAGACGUAAUCUUCUCAAGAACCCCAGAGCAGAUGAUAAAUUCAAGGGCUGGCAAAUUAUGGAGAAUGGAGGGGAUAAAUGGAAAAUAGAGUCAGUGGAAGAAGUGCCGCUUCCUGACAACACUGUCCAAAAGUACUUUGCGACUUCUUACUCGACCUGCAGGAAGUCUCAGCUGAUUGACUUGGAGAAAGAGGGUUACAGGCCUUCUUUCAUGGAUGACUUUCAACCCGACAUCAUUAUAUCCGACUGGUAUGCUCCACGGAGGGAAUGUGGCGCAAAAUAUGAGAUCUGUGUUGAGUUGCUAAAUCAUAAGAAGCAGCCAAUUAAGAAGUUUAGUCCAGGAACUGUCAUCUUUCAAAACUGGGAUGAUCAUAAAUGGAAUCAGAUGACUCAUGUGUUCAAGAAUUAUGGACCAGGUGUGCGGUACAUCCGAUUCAUUCAUGGAGGAAAGGAUACUCUGUACUGGGCUGGCUGGUAUGGAAUUCGGGUCACCAACAGUAGCAUCGAGAUCUGCCCAUCGGUGGACAGAUAGCUUUCGGUGUUCCCAUUUACUCUCCCAAGAGGUUACAUGUGAACAUUGUGCCUACCUGCAAGCUUUACUUUAGCAUCUGUACCUAAGCAUAGGGUACACCUUGUUCUGUCUUUUCUGCCUUUGGCACCCUGUUUCCAUGUGGAUAUAGACGAUUCUAGCUGUAGAAUAUAUAAUUUUUUAUAUAUUAAUAUUAAUUUUCCCCUAGUCUGAUUUAGUGCCUGUUUUUGUCCACUCUGUUCUAGUGAGUCCUUGUGGACACUGUAGAGAGAAACAGAAGACAAGAACGUGUUCCUCAGUCUUGUCUUUCAGUGAUGGGGUUAGAGUAUUUUGUAUUUUAAACCGUAAGAAGGAUAUAGCCACAUUUGUAGUAAGAAAACAGAAAGCACUGUUUAUUACAACCACAUCUAACUGCUGUCGUCAAGGGAAAGGGUGGCUACUUUGAAGAAUCUCUACAUAUAGUUUGAUUUAAUACUUUUUUUGGUAAUUACAUGAUUACAUGUUAUUUCAUAGUUUUGAUGUCUACUAUUAUUCUACAAUGCAGAAAAUAAAGAAACCCUGGAAUGAGGUGUCACCUUUUGACUGGUAAUGUACAGUUGAAGUCGGAAGUUUACAUACACUUAUGUUGGAGUCAUUAAAACUCGUUAUUUUUUAAUAUUUUUUAAUUUUAUUUUUUCUCCCCAAUUUCGUGGUGUCCAAUUGGUAGUAGUUGCUGUCCUAUCGCUGCAACUCCCGUACACCUCAGGAGAGGCGAAGGUCGAGAGCCAUGCUUCCUCCAAAACACAACCCAACCAAGCCGCACUGCUUCUUUUUUUGUGUCUAAAAAAAUAUAUAAUUUGCCCUUUUUCUCCCCAAUUUUGUGGCAUCCAAUUGUUUUUCGUAGCUACUAUCUUGUCUCAUCGCUACAACUCUCGUACGGGCUCGGGAGAGACGAAGGUUGAAAGUCAUGCGUCCUCCGAUACACAACCCAACCAAGCCGCACUGCUUCUUAACACAGCGCGCAUCCAACCCGGAAGCCAUCCGCACCAAUGUGUCGGAGGAAAAACCGUACACCAAGCAACCUGGUCAGCGUGCACUGCUCCCGGCCCGUCACAGGAGUCGUUAGUACUAGAUGAGAUAAGGAUAUCUCUGCCGGCCAAACCCUCCCUAACCUGGAUGGCUGCGACAGCCUGGACUCGAACUCAGAAUCUCUGGUGGCACAGCUAGCACUGCGAUGCAGUGCCUUAGAACCCAGGAGGCCUUAAAUCUCGUUUUUCAACAAUCCCACACAUUUCUUGAUAACAAACUAUAGUUUUGGCAAGUCGGAUAGGACAUCUACUUUGUACAUGACACAGAUCAUUUUUCCAACAAUUGUUUACAGAAAGAUUUUUUCACUUACAAUUCACUGUAUCACAAUUCCAGUGGGUCAGAUGUUUACAUACACUAUGUUGACUGUGCCUUCAAACAGCUUGGAAAAUUCCAGAAAAUGUCAUCCCAACACCAUCCCAACCGUGAAGAACAGGGGUGGCAGCAUCAUGUUGUGGGGGUGCUUUGCUGCAGGAGGGACUGGUGCACUUCACAAUAUAGAUGGCACCAUGAGGAAGGAAAAUGAUGUGGAUAUAUUGAAGCAACAUCUCAAGACAUCAGUCAGGAAGUUAAAGCUUGGUCGCAAAUGGGUCUACCAAAUGGACAAUGACCCCAAGCAUACUUCCAAAGUUGUGGCAAAAUGGCUUAAGGACAACAAAGUCAAGGUAUUGGUUUGGCCUUCACAAAGCCCUGACCUCAAUCCUAUAGAAAAGUUGUGGGCAGAACUGAAAAAGCGCGUGCGCUCUAGGAGGCCUACAAACCUGACUCGGUUACACCAGCUCUGUCAGGAGCUUAUUGUGGAAGGCCACCUGGAACAUUUGACCCAAGUUCAACAAUUUCAAGGCAAUGCUACCAAAUACUGAGUAUGUAAACUUCUGACCCACUGGGAAUGUGAUAAAAGAAAUAGUGAAAUAAAUCAUUCUCUCUUAUUCUGACAUUUCAAAUUCUUAAAAUAAAGUGGUGAUCCUAAUUGACUUAAGACAGGGUAUUUAUACUCUGAUUAAAUGUCAGGAAAUGUGAAAAACUUAGUUAAAUAUAUUUGGCUAUGUAAACUCCCGACUUCAACUGUAGGUGAAUUAGACAAGGAUUUCAUUUUUAAUAAAAAGACUGCAUGGAGGCUUUAAACAAGGCAGGCCGACCAAAGGAAAGAAAGCAAAGUGAACUUGAAUGUACAUAACCAUCUGACAAAGGACACCUUAAGAAACAUAGUUAACACUUUUGUAAACAUAUUUUAUUUGUUAACAUGUACAGUAUAUAUUGAGGAUACACAGAACAUGGUGCACUACCUUACUAUAUGUAUGAAGAUCAUUAUUUCAAGUGUUGGUAUAACUGUUUGUAAAACUAAUACUUUUCAAUUCAAUAAUAUAAUGUAGGCUAAUUUGGUUGUACUGCAAUCCUGUCGAGAUUGCUUCUUAUGCCUUUACAAUAUUAAAUAAAUGUAAGUGUACUGUC
Molecule: messenger RNA, 7582 nt
Organism: Oncorhynchus nerka (sockeye salmon)
Lineage: Eukaryota; Metazoa; Chordata; Actinopteri; Salmoniformes; Salmonidae
Product: F-box only protein 6-like
Exons: 6
Coding region: 4322-5068 (248 amino acids)
Biological process (GO): glycoprotein catabolic process; SCF-dependent proteasomal ubiquitin-dependent protein catabolic process
Cellular component (GO): cytoplasm; SCF ubiquitin ligase complex
Molecular function (GO): protein binding; ubiquitin protein ligase activity
Source: RefSeq, a predicted model, not a curated record